This is a messenger RNA of Centropristis striata (black sea bass), 2821 nucleotides long. RefSeq names its product EPS8-like 3b (gene eps8l3b). Gene Ontology annotation, biological process: Rho protein signal transduction; regulation of Rho protein signal transduction; positive regulation of ruffle assembly. Gene Ontology annotation, molecular function: actin binding. The coding region runs from base 1 to 1926 and encodes 641 amino acids. Gene Ontology annotation, cellular component: ruffle membrane; vesicle; plasma membrane. The record is from RefSeq and is a predicted model, not a curated record. Lineage: Eukaryota; Metazoa; Chordata; Actinopteri; Perciformes; Serranidae. The transcript has 17 exons.
AUGUUUGGAAACACUGGAGCUUUCUCAUAUUCCCCCAAGGGUUUCUCUCAGGACGACUUCCCUCAGCUGAGGCGAGCUUUACAACAAGAUGAUCUCAGGGGUCCUCCACUACAGAGAAACAACAUGUCCAGACCCAGUGGAAAAUCAAUAUACAUGCAGAGAAAGGAGUACUCGGAGACACUGAACAGACACCCUGACAACUUUAACGUCAGAGUGGAGCACCUGUUCACCUGUGAGCUGGACGGCCAGGAGGUGAAGACGUUAGAUGACUGCUUGGCUAAGCUCAAGAGGCUCGACGCUAAAGGUCGUCUGUGGCCUCAGGACAUGAUCAUGGAGGUUCAGAGGGGAUAUCUGCUGCUCAGCGACAUCGAGACCAAGGCAGAGCUGGAGGCGCUGCCUCUGAGCAGCAUCCUGAAAACCAAAGCUGUGCUGGACAGCUGCGCCUACAACUCUCUGCUGGCAUUAACUGUGCAGGAACGCAAUAAACGCGUCCCUCAGGUCUACAUGUUCCAGUGUGAGGAGACUGGGGCAAAGCUCGUCAAGAGUGAUCUGGAUAGGGCCGUCCAAAAAGGAGGUGAUGUUGUGGAACCACGCAGAGAGCAGUCUGACAUCAGGAGUAAUCUUGAGAACAUCAUUGGGCAACAUGUGCCGGGAAGUUUCCGGCAGGCUGGGCCUCGUCCUGUGCAACAGGAAUGGAGCCCAACGCCGCCAGCACCGCCGGAGCAGCCGCCCCCUCAGUGGAGGAAUCGAGAACCAGAAAAUACGCCGCCUCCACAGUUCUACACCCCACAAGAACCACCGAUGCAACAUCAUGAGGUUUAUGAAUUACAAAUUGGCCCAGAGGUCGCAGAGCAGACGGACGAAGCGAGGAACACGGACAUUUUAAACCAUAUUUUAAAUGAUAUGGAGGUCUUCAUGGGCAAAGUGUCUGCUGCAGCAAAUGCACCUAUUUUACCAGAAGAAGACAAGGGCAAGAAGAAAAAAGCAUUUAAGAAGAAAAAAUCAAAGAAAAAUGCCCCAGAUGUCAGUCUGCCACCUUGGGAGGAAUAUGUCUCCUGUCUUCAGAAAAUCAAAUAUGGAUUCAAUCUGCUGGGCCAGCUUGACGGCACACUGACCAGCCCCACUGCUGCUGACUUUGUCCACAUUUUCUUCAAUAGUUUAGGCAUGAUACUGCCCCAGUAUCCUGAAGACCUGCCUCCCACUGUGCUGUCACCCCUGCUGACGGAGGCGGCCGUGCGGCUGCUCAGUCAGGUCGUCGAUGCAGAGGAAGACUUCCUGUGGAGGUCUCUGGGAGAUUGCUGGAACGUGCCCAGAACCAGAUGGCCAGAUGAUAAUAUCCCACUAUUCAUCCCAGAGUUCUACGACGGCUGGCAGCCGCCUCCCCCUCCUGCACGCAUGCCGACCCCAGUCCCUCAGCAGAACAGUCCAAUGGGCCAACAACGAUUCGCACCCCGUCCCCGUGAGCCGCCUCUGUACAUGCAGGUCAUUUAUGACUUCAUGGCCAGGAACAACAAGGAGCUCAGUGUUAUGAAGGGUGAUGUUGUUCAGGUAGUUCAGAAAACCAAGCAAUGGUGGCUUGUUCGAAACGCCCGUGAUGAGGAAGGCAACGUUCCUCAGAACGUUCUAGAGCCGAUGAGCGACGGGCCAAUGGAGGAUAUACCGCGGGACACUCGCGGCCCGGUGAAUCUGGACAUGAACUCUUCCUCUUCAGAGGUCAGAGCCUGGCUGGAGUACAAAGGUUUCUCCAAAAUCACUGUGACCAGCCUUGGGGUGCUGAAUGGUAAACUGCUCCUGGGGAUGAGCAAGGAUGAGAUUCGGAUUGUCUGUCCAGAGGAAGGAGGCAAAGUCUUCUUCCAGCUCCAAGCCAUUAAAGCAGCCGUUGCACUCGCCAGUGAACCAUCAGGCAUGUACAAUGGCCGCUACUAAACACCUGCUACACCUCCGUUUGUUUCCUCCUGAACUUUCAUCCACAGAUCAACAUCUGGAAUUAUUGUUUAAUUCACCUUUUUGCCAUAAUUGAUUUGCUUUAUUUAAGGGAGAGCACUUUUACUAAAUUAAACUUCUAUAUUUUAAUUUGACCAACAGCAAUAAUUGCAAUACUCAUUUUACUGCAAUUUCUUCUACGUUAUUUUACGUAAGUUGUGUAUAGUUUUCCAAACUGAUUGAGCCAAAAACUUUGUAUGCAGAUGUUCAAUCCAACAGUUUGCCUCUUAACUAGUUAAUCAAGUUGUUCCUCAUUAUUAGAAAUGACUGUUAAACAUACAGUACGUUCUCUUCUGCUGCAUGAAUUUAUACCCCCAUCGUAUUUUUCUGUCAAUUGAUGCAUACAUGUCAUGUAUUGUACAGAAGGUGAUGCUGAAACAAAUUCAGUACAAGAUCCACUUUAAUGUCAGAAAAUGUUCUUCAAAUGUAGAAAUUAAGUGCUUUAUCUCAAAUUAAAGUUUCUACUCAUUACUAUCAAAACAAACAUGGAUUUUUUCUACAUAAUUCUGAUUCAACUAAAAAUGGUUUGGGAAAGUGUAACGUUAUCAGAGGACACAAACUAAACAGCCAGCUAGUAUACAGCUUAUAAAAAAGACAUACUACAGAUGAUUUUCCAGUCCUGAUUAACGAGUUAGAGUCAGUUGCACUUGUGAACAUUGUUAUUUUCAUUACAUCUAAAUGCAUCAUCUAUUACUCCUUCUUGUUUCCCCACUUGGCCAUCUUGUUGUUGACAGGAGUCUUCAUGAAUCUGUCUGACUUCAUGUAGGCAGCAAUCUUCUCCAGAGCCUACAAUGACAUGAUGUCAAUAAAAAUAUCAGUAUUACGAGUAAAAACUGAA